This is a messenger RNA of Boleophthalmus pectinirostris (great blue-spotted mudskipper), 575 nucleotides long. It is a transcript of the gene hcst, whose product is annotated as hematopoietic cell signal transducer. The record is from RefSeq and is a predicted model, not a curated record. Gene Ontology annotation, cellular component: membrane. Gene Ontology annotation, biological process: regulation of immune response; positive regulation of phosphatidylinositol 3-kinase/protein kinase B signal transduction. The transcript has 5 exons. NCBI's taxonomy places the organism in Eukaryota, Metazoa, Chordata, Actinopteri, Gobiiformes, Gobiidae. Bases 185 to 427 code for a protein of 80 amino acids. Gene Ontology annotation, molecular function: signaling receptor binding; phosphatidylinositol 3-kinase binding.
UCAAAUUAAUAUUUGAAAGAACAUGUUUAAGUUUAAUAAUAAUAAUAACAAACUUCCUCCAGUAGGCUAUAGGACCACCUACAGCAGAAGGCGGUACAUUAAGUGAAACCUUUGCAGAAACUUUCUCAUUGUUUCCAAAGACCUCAGAAGCUCAACACGUGAACACAUUGAAUUGCUUUUUAAAAUGGCAAUCAGCAAAUUCUACUUUCUUCUGUUUUCUAUAUGCAAUGUGGCUGUGGCCGUCUCAGAGAACUCUGGGUCAUGCUAUAAGAUUGAACCUGGGACAGUAGCAGGCAUCAUCUGUGUGGACAUCGUACUGACCCUUUUAAUAGUUAUGGUAACCUACCACUGUGCCCGAAAUCAGCUGCAAAGGAGUUAUAAGGCUGAGAAAGUUUACAUGAAUGUCCCGGCGAAAUGCAAGGCCUAAACUGAUCACAAACAUAACUUUUACUGUAGUUUUAUAACAUUUUCUCUUAUGUCCUCAUUUUAAAUGUUUAUGUUGUAUUAUGAUAUGGAUUGCUUAAUUACAACAUAUUCUGUGUCAUCUGUGAAUACAAAUUUAAUAAAUAAAAAAA